Camelina sativa (false flax) is the source of this 676-nucleotide messenger RNA. RefSeq names its product large ribosomal subunit protein cL38. Gene Ontology annotation, biological process: translation. Gene Ontology annotation, cellular component: ribosome; chloroplast. Lineage: Eukaryota; Viridiplantae; Streptophyta; Magnoliopsida; Brassicales; Brassicaceae. The record is from RefSeq and is a predicted model, not a curated record. Gene Ontology annotation, molecular function: structural constituent of ribosome; rRNA binding.
AAACUAUGGGCUAUAUAUACUUAAAAGGCCUAAUAGAUACUUAAAAGCCCAAUCUGAGAAAAACCCACUAAACUUGAAUACAAUAAGAUAUGUUCUCUAAUCCAAAGCAAGAGGCUCAUACUCACUUCUUCUCUCUCACUUGCACAAAAGAUAAGGAAACAAUGUCUGUGUCAGCGAUCUUUGGCACCGGAAUCGUCACCGUCGCUGCUGCUUCUCCGGUUCUCCGACAAUUCCAAGUUCCGAAAUUGGGGAAUGGAGGAGGAGGAUUAGGGAUGGUGAUUGAGUGUUCGUCGAGGCCGCAGAAGAAAUCGACUGCGCAUCACAGGAAGUCAAGGCCGAAGAAGACUCAGCCUUGGGACGUUAAGAGAAAGCCUACUGUUUAUGCUCCUCUUCCUCCUCUUCCGGCGGAAUGGACUCCUUUCACUCUUGCUUCCGAUGACGGUGGUGCCGCCGCCGCUGCUUCUCCUGCAGGAGACUUAGUUCCAGGCGCUGCCUAGUUGGGUAUGAGUUUAUCUGCUGCUGGGAUGGUUGUAAUCUAGUUUGAGAGCUUUUGCUGUUGUUUGUUUCUGUUAAUGUGUUUUCAGUUUUCUGAUGUUUGUGUUGGCUUUGUGUGUUUGAUUGAUUAAUGAAUGGACCAAAUUUGCGGUUUAUAAAGCUUCAACCUUUUUUUUUGCUC